Quercus robur (English oak) is the source of this 2325-nucleotide messenger RNA. Its product is annotated as pyrophosphate--fructose 6-phosphate 1-phosphotransferase subunit alpha. The record is from RefSeq and is a predicted model, not a curated record. Gene Ontology annotation, molecular function: 6-phosphofructokinase activity; ATP binding; diphosphate-fructose-6-phosphate 1-phosphotransferase activity. The coding region runs from base 167 to 2014 and encodes 615 amino acids. Gene Ontology annotation, biological process: response to glucose; photosynthesis; glycolytic process. Gene Ontology annotation, cellular component: cytosol. The transcript has 19 exons. NCBI's taxonomy places the organism in Eukaryota, Viridiplantae, Streptophyta, Magnoliopsida, Fagales, Fagaceae.
GACCUUCCCACAGUGUACAACUACUACUGCUACUACUCUCAAACCCAAACCCCAACAAACACCAAAAACCUCAAAAACUAGGUAAAACAAAUAAAACUAAAACCAAAAAAAAAAAAAAAACUCAAAGAGUCGCAGACAGAGUUAGCGAACACCAAGGAAUUCUCUCAUGGAUUCAGAUUACGGCAUUCCCAGAGAACUCUCCGACCUUCAACAACUCCGAUCUCUUUACCAUCCUGAACUCCCUCCUUGUCUCCAGGGAACCACUGUCAGGGUUGAAUUUGGUGAUGCAGCUGCAGCAGCAGACCCCGCUGAUGCCCACUCUAUAGCUCGUUACUUUCCAAACACUUAUGGUCAGCCUUUGGCUCACUUUCUCAGGGCCACUGCAAAAGUCCCAGAUGCUCAGAUCAUAACCGAGCAUCCGGCUUUUAGGGUGGGAAUAGUCUUUUGUGGGAGACAAUCUCCUGGAGGACAUAAUGUUGUAUGGGGUCUUUACAGUGCUCUUAAAAUUCACAACCCCAAGAGUACUUUACUUGGAUUUCUCGGUGGUUCAGAAGGUUUAUUUGCAAAGAAAACUCUUGAGAUUACAGAUGACAUUCUUUCAACCUACAAAAAUCAAGGUGGUUAUGAUUUGCUGGGACGGACAAAGGAUCAAAUUAGAACAACUGAGCAAGUUAAUUCUGCCCUAAAUGCUUGCAAAGAGUUGAAAUUGGAUGGCCUUGUCAUUAUUGGAGGAGUGACAUCAAACACAGAUGCUGCUCAGCUUGCUGAAACAUUUGCUGUAGCAAAAUGCCCAACGAAGGUGAUUGGUGUACCUGUUACACUGAAUGGAGAUCUGAAGAACCAGUUCGUGGAGACCAAUGUUGGUUUUGAUACAAUAUGUAAGGUCAAUUCCCAGCUCAUUAGCAAUGUCUGCACUGAUGCACUCUCCGCAGAGAAGUAUUAUUAUUUUAUCAGACUCAUGGGCCGGAAGGCAUCCCAUGUUGCUUUGGAGUGCACCCUCCAAUCCCAUCCCAAUAUGGUUAUUCUUGGGGAGGAGGUGGCUGCCUCAAAGCUUACACUUUUUAAUAUUGCAGCACAAAUUUGUGAUGCAGUUCAAGCUAGGGCAGAGCAAGACAAGUAUCAUGGAGUCAUCUUACUACCAGAAGGUCUUAUUGAAAGCAUCCCUGAAAUAUAUGCCCUAUUGAAGGAAAUUCAUAGUUUGCUCAGGCAAGGAAUUUCCACUGACAAGAUAUCUACUCAACUUUCACCUUGGGCAUCUGCUUUGUUUGAGUUUUUGCCACCCUUUAUUAAGAAACAGCUGCUCCUCUACCCUGAAUCCGAUGACUCUGCACAGUUGUCCCAGAUUGAGACAGAGAAACUUCUUGCACAUCUUGUGGAGGCAGAAAUGAACAAGCGUCUGAAAGAAGGCACAUACAAAGGGAAGAAAUUCAAUGCUAUCUGUCACUUCUUUGGUUAUCAGGCUCGGGGAUCAUUACCAUCGAAAUUUGACUGUGACUAUGCCUAUGUUCUUGGACACAUCUGCUAUCAUAUGUUAGCAGCUGGUUUGAAUGGUUACUUGGCAACUGUAACUAACUUGAAGAAUCCUGUGAAUAAAUGGCGUUGUGCUGCUGCUCCAAUGACAGCAAUGAUGACUGUGAAGCGUUGGUCUCAAAAUCCGGGGGCUUUGUCAAUAGGAAAACCUGCUAUUCAUCCAGCAACUGUGGACUUGAGAGGCAAAGCAUAUGAUCUGUUGAGGAAAAAUGCAGCAAAAUUUCUGAUGGAUGAUAUCUACAGAAAUCCAGGACCCCUUCAGUUCGAUGGUCCUGGUGCUGAUGCUAAGGUUGUAACUCUAUGUGUUGAAGAUCAGGAUUACAUGGGCCGUAUCAAGAAACUGCAGGAAUAUCUUGACAAGGUGCGAACCAUCGUAAAGCCAGGGUGUUCACAGGAGGUUCUGAAAGCAGCUUUGAGCGUCAUGGCGUCUGUGACAGACGUUCUUACUGCAUUGGCAUCACCUUCAACUACCACAUCCCCUUAAACACAGUUGUUACCUUUCUGGUUGUGAUGGCCGUGGUACUUGUCUUCCAAAAUACUUGUUAUCUUCACUUCUCUUUGCUUCUUUUUCUUUUUCCCCCAAAUUUUAUGUCCUUAUAUUGUAGGCAGAUCUGACAGAUGAGGUUAUUAAACUGAGCUUUUCUUUGUUAUUUAACAUUUUUCUUUUGGUACAAAAUAAUUAUGAGUGGAUUGUAUUCAAGUUUUGGAAGAGAAAUUUUUUUGUUUACCUUAUGAUAGGAAGGUUGAUUAUGCUCUCUGUUUUGAAGCUUCUAUAAGAUCAAUGGCUUCAUGGAA